Molecule: messenger RNA, 1506 nt
Organism: Diaporthe batatas
Lineage: Eukaryota; Fungi; Ascomycota; Sordariomycetes; Diaporthales; Diaporthaceae
Exons: 2
Coding region: 1-1506 (501 amino acids)
Biological process (GO): transmembrane transport
Cellular component (GO): membrane
Molecular function (GO): transmembrane transporter activity
Source: RefSeq, a predicted model, not a curated record
AUGGAGCCGCUUGCAACGCAGUCCGAGCUCGAGAGCUUGGCCCAUCUCUCGGAGAAUGAGAAGGCCGUAGUGGGAAAUGGAGACCGUGAGAAGAACAACCUUGGCAUCCAAGUCAACGACGUGUCCCCCCGAUUGGAGCCCAAGAACUGGGCGCCCGCAAGAAAAUGGACGGCGACUCUCUUGCUGUCGGCCUUUGCCUUCCUCCAGCCCCUGUCUGAGACCAUGCUCUCCCCAGUUGAGAAGAACAUUUCCAAGGCCCUCCACAUCACCCAGGCGUACGAGUGGCUGCUCGUCAACUCCCUGAUCCUCAUCGGCAUCGGCCUGGCCCCUCUGGUCCUAGCACCACUGUCAGAGGUCUACGGACGAAAGCCUGUCCUCAUUGUCGGAAGCAUCGUGUUCGUCGUCUGGAACACGGGAUGCGGCGCAGCCCGGACCCUGGGCCAGAUGCUGGCAUUCAGGCUGCUGUCCGGCUUCGGGGCAUCAGUCGCGGACGCCCUCGCCGGCGGUGUCAUGGGCGACCUCUGGAGGGCCGAGGAGAGGGGCAAGGCAUUCGCAGUCUUCAUGGCGGCGCCGCUCCUGGGCCCUGCGAUCGGACCCAUCUGCGGCGCCUUCAUCUCGGAGGGCAUCGACUGGCGAUGGGUCUUCUGGAUCAUAUCCAUCGCCUCGGCCGUCACCAUCGCCCUCGCAGUCGUCUUCCUGCGUGAGACGUACCUCCCGAAGCUCCAGCAGCUUGACGCCGACAAGCGGUCAAAGACGAGCGGCGGCGGCGGGACGGUGGAGGCACAGGACAGGAAGGAGAAGUUCCUGAUGGACAUGCGCGUCAACCUGCAGCGACCGCUGCGCAUGCUGACCACGCAGGUCAUCAUCCAGCUCCUGGCCGGGUACAUGUCAAUCCUCUACGGCACCAUGUUCCUGUUCCUAUUCAUGUACCCGACCAUGUGGACAAGGCAGUACGGCCAGAGCGUCGGCAUCGGCAGCCUCAACUACAUCUCCUUCGCCAUCGGGCUCAUCAUCGGCGUCACCAUCGCCGGCCGGCUCAGCGACCGCGUCUACACGCGCCUCAAGGCCCGCAGCGGCGGCGUCGGCAGGCCCGAAUACCGCAUCCCGACCAUGGCCCUCGGCACGGCCCUCGUCCCCGUGGGCCUCCUCUGGUGGGGCUGGUCCGGCGAGGCGAGGGUGCACUGGGUCGUGCCCAACCUCGGCAGCCUCGUCUUCGCCGCCGGCAUCUACAUGUGCUCCACCAGCGUCUCCGUGUACACCAUCGACGCCUACACGCAGUACGCCGCGUCGGCGGUGUCGACGAACCUCGUGGCGCGCAGCCUCUCCUCCGCCCUGUUCCCGCUCUUUGCUCCGUACAUGUUCAACGCCCUGGGAUUCGGCCUCGGCGCGACCGCGCUGGCUUGCGGGUUUGUGGUGAUUGGUACCGGCGUUGUGGUUAUCUUGUGGUUCUAUGGUGAUCGCCUUAGGGCUCGUAGCCCCUACUGUGCUGCUGAGACGGAGGACUAA